Messenger RNA from Clonostachys rhizophaga, 768 nucleotides. NCBI's taxonomy places the organism in Eukaryota, Fungi, Ascomycota, Sordariomycetes, Hypocreales, Bionectriaceae. The record is from the annotation of a GenBank genome assembly.
AUGGCUGCACCGGUCGAGAAUGUCACGGAAUUCUCUCGCAUUCGCCUCCAAGAUGGCAUCAAUGCUCUAGACGAGUCCUCGGACGCUGGCAAGGCUUUGUCGAGUGUGCUCGAUGAGACCCUGAAGCAGCCCGGAGUGCAACGCAUUUACACAAGCCAUGAGAUUGAAGACCCUGCGAAUCUGUGGCUCUUUGUCGAUUGGGAGACCUCAGAGCAUCGGAACAAUUAUCGCAAGAGCGAGGAGUAUGCAUCUCACGUCAAAGUUAUUGGCGCAUAUAGAAAUACUGAGUCGACCGCAAAGGACUUCAGCAAGCUCGUGGACAUAUACUCCUCUCCUGAAGACGUACUGGACAGCAAAGGGUCUCGCGUGACCGAGGUCCUCAUAGCCUAUUUCCCACAUGACUAUGAUGCCGACUCGCGAUCCACGGCCAUGAAGCGCGUUGGCGAGUUCGUCGCUGACGGGCUCAAGGCGUCACCAGAUUGGCGGGGUAUCAGCUGUGGCUGGAGUGUGGACAACGAUGUUCCUGUUCGAGGGGACGAGUCUCAGUCUGGUGUUGCCUUUGUGUCCUUCAUUGCUUGGCCCAGCGUUGAAGCGCACCUGAAAUUCCGCGAGACAGAAGCGUUCAAGUCCACAAUUCACCACUUGAGGGAGAUUCCUGGACUUGUGAAACUCUCGGCAUUCCAUGUGAGCUGCAAGAGCAAGGCUGCUGAGGGGCAACCGAAGCCUUGCGCAAAUGAAUACCACCAACAUGGUGGUGGCUGCUGCUGA